UACAAAUCUACAUGCACCUUAAAACAUUCAAUUUGUUUCUCCUACUACUACUACUACUACACACACACACACACACACACAUACACACACAUUUUGUCGCGAACACAUCUCUAACAGCGCUCACCCUUAUUUUUUUUUAGGCACCACCUCCCGCUAGCGAUACUCUUCCCAACACCGCUGAAUCUGCUGCUGUUGAAGCCAAGUCUUCCAAGAUGAUUGUCGAGCGCAACAUCAAGCUCGUCACUGAGCAGCAUAACAUUCCUAAGCCGUCUCCCAUGACGGAGUUUCCUAUGAAGGAAUGGAGCGUCAAGAUUUACCUUCUUGACCAAGCUGGAAACGAACACCCCGCCAACUGCUUUACCAAGGUCACUUACAAUCUUCACCCUUCCUUCGAGGAUAAGACUCACCAGACCUUUACCGAGCACCCUUUCACCUGCGAGAACGAAGGCUGGGGCGAGUUCGAGAUGUCCAUCGACCUUUUCACCACGGAGAAGGGUGGCAAGACCACUGUCUACCACGAUUUGAACUUCCAAUCUCCCCGAUACGAAGCGAUCCAAACAGUCACCUUCAAGAAUCCUUCUCAGGCACUGCUCUCUAUCCUCCGUGAGACUGGCCCAAUUCCCAACGAGGAUGAUUCGAAGGCCUCUGCCAAGGCUCGCAAGGCCAACGACUUGAAGAAGAAGAAGGCCGCAUUCGAUUUCGAGAAGAUGGCCGACGGACUCGGCAAAUUGAACGAGGAGGACCUCCUCCAGGUCAUUCAGAUGAUUCACGACAACAAGGCGGAUGACACCUACACGAAGAACGAUAUUGACGCUGGUGAAUUCACUGUUGAUCUGUACACGCUGCCCGAGCAUCUUUCUCGUAUGAUCUGGGAUUUUCUGGUUGACCUGAAGCACAUCUCUUAGAUGUCAUGUCAAUUGUAAGAUCACAGACCUUGUGGGCUGAUGUGUACACGGACGGAACUUGAGGAUUCGGUCACCUCAACAUAGGGGCCAAGGUUGCAUUUUGCAUUUGCGUCGGCGUUUCAGGGAAUUGGAACCAAGGCACCUUUUUUUUAGGGUUGGCCAAAAAAUGAAUAAUGGCAUUGGUUGAUAGGAGGCAAUGGUGACAUUGGCGUAUGGUUUGGUUGCGUUUCAACGCUUCAUCCAACGCACGAUACCCCCCAGAGCUUGUUCCCAUUUAGCCUGGGCACUUCGCAAUUUGUUCCCCAACAAGUCGAUGACUUUGAUAAUAAGAUAGUAUGUGUGCUAUUGUGUACAUUAGGCUACAGAUUCGUAUCAAGAUAACAAUAGGUGCUACGUUUGUUUUGAAUUGUAUGCCUACUUAACCUAUGCCUACAACCAACUACACCUAUGUACUGGGCUAGUCAGGUCUAAGUUCUAACUACUAGGUACCAAGGGUAGGUAUUAUAUAUAUCGAUACCCAGGGAUGUAAAGGUAAGGGUGUAGGUUCAUGACUUGUGAUAGGCGGCCUCUCGAUUUGUGAUCCCUGUAAGGAAUUGAUACUAAAAAAGAAGAAGAAAAAGAGAAAAG
Molecule: messenger RNA, 1532 nt
Organism: Hypoxylon fragiforme
Lineage: Eukaryota; Fungi; Ascomycota; Sordariomycetes; Xylariales; Hypoxylaceae
Product: SAS complex, SAS5 subunit/transcription initiation factor IID, subunit 14
Exons: 6
Coding region: 213-905 (230 amino acids)
Biological process (GO): chromatin remodeling; regulation of transcription by RNA polymerase II
Cellular component (GO): NuA4 histone acetyltransferase complex; Swr1 complex
Molecular function (GO): histone binding
Source: RefSeq, a predicted model, not a curated record